CGCGGCGGCCGCAGCGCAGAUGCUUCCUCAGACACCUCUGAAAGCGUAGUUGACUGACUGUGAACUUGCCUAACGGGCUGCUUGAAAGUUUCCAUCAGGACGAGGCUUCAAGUCCUCCUGUCAGAUGCUUUUCUUGCUCUCUGAUGUUCCUCUGCCUCUCUAGUCAUGCUGUUUUACUUCCAGAAUGAGGUUGUAGCUAAGAAGUGAGCAGGAUGCCCCCGGGCAUUUACUGCCCUGUGGAAUUCUGGUCCAAGGGGGAAAACCAAAACAUCCAGGUGGACUUUCUGCUGCCCACAGGCAUAUACCUAAACCUCUCCGUGUCCUGUAAUGCCAGCUUGGGCACCAUCAAGCAGGUGGUGUGGCAACAUGCACAGUAUGAGCCGCUAUACCAUAUGCUCAAUGAUCCUGAGGCCUAUGUGUUCACGUGCAUCAACCAGACAGCAGAACAGCAAGAGUUGGAAGAUGAGCAACGACGACUCUGUGACAUCCAGCCCUUCCUGCCGGUGCUGCGGCUCGUGGCUCGAGAAGGCGACAGGGUCAAGAAGCUUAUUAACUCCCAAAUCAGCCUGCUCAUUGGAAAAGGUUUACAUGAGUUUGAUUCUGUGCAAGACCCGGAGGUGAACGAUUUCCGCAUCAAAAUGCGCCAGUUCUGUGAGGAGAGAGCAGCAAAGCGGCAGCAGCUGAGCUGGGCAGCUUGGAUGGAGUACAACUUCCCUUUGCAGUUGGAGCCAUUGGCCAAAGGCUUUGGGACUGGCCCCCUACAAACCCCCACCAAGAACAUUUUUGUCAACAUCAAGUUUCAGUCUGGCGGGGAGAGCUUCACUUUCCAGAUCUCCCCAAAAGAGUUCCCCAUCACGCUAAUGAGCUAUGCGAUCAAGAAGCAGGCUACUGUCUUCCGCCACGAGACUAUGGAGAAGCCAGAGGAUUAUACCCUCCAAGUGAAUGGCAAAUGGGAAUAUCUCUAUGGGAACUAUCCCCUGUACCAGUUCCAGUAUAUCCGCAGCUGCCUGCACCGAGGCCUGACGCCCCACCUCACCAUGGUGCACUCCUCCACUAUCAUUGCCAUGAGAGAUGAGCAAACCAACUGCAUUGCCAACCCCCCAAAGAUGACUUCGAAGCCUCCCCCACUCCCUAAGAAGAAGCCAAACUAUGGUUCUCUCUGGUCCCUAGAGCAAUCCUUCUACAUUGAGCUGGUGCAAGGAAGCAAGGUCAAUGCGGAUGAGAGAAUGAAGCUGGUGGUGCAAGCAGGUCUUUUUCAUGGCAAUGAGAUGCUGUGCAAGAUGGUGUCAAGCUCUGAAGUGAAUGUAUGCUCGGAGCCUGUGUGGAAGCAGAGGCUGGAUUUUGAUAUCAACAUCUGUGAUCUUCCCCGAAUGGCGCGGCUCUGCUUCGCUCUCUAUGCUGUCAUCGAAAAGGCAAAGAAGGCGCGUUCCACCAAGAAGAAGUCCAAGAAAGCUGACUGCCCAAUUGCCUGGGUGAAUGUCAUGCUUUUUGACUACAAGGACCAGCUGAAAACAGGAGAGUGCUGCUUGCACAUGUGGUCCUCCUUUCCAGAUGAGAAAGGAGAACUUCUGAACCCCAUGGGUACAGUACAGUGCAACCCCAACACAGAGAGUGCAGCAGCCUUGGUCAUUUGCUUCCCCAGCAUUGCCUCACAUCCUGUGUAUUACCCGUCGUUUGAACAGCUGCUGGAGUUGGGGAGAAAUGGAGAACAGCCCCGCGCUGCCCUGGAAGACCCUGAGGAGAAACUGCAACUGAAGGAGAUACUGGAACGGAGGAGCCACACUGAGCUUUAUGAGCAUGAGAAAGACCUGGUCUGGAAGAUGAGAUAUGAUGUCCGUGACCAGUACCCACAGGCUUUGGCAAAGCUCCUCAUCAUCACCAAAUGGAACAAGCAUGAAGAUGUAGCCCAGAUGAUUUCCCUGCUUCAGACCUGGCCAGAGCUGCCUAUCCUGAAUGCCUUGGAGCUGCUGGAUUUCAGCUUCCCUGACCGUUACGUUGGCUCCUUUGCUAUCAACUCUUUAAAGAAGCUGACGGAUGGUGAAUUGUUCCAAUACCUGCUACAACUGGUCCAGGUGCUUAAGUAUGAAUCCUACUUAGACUGUGAAUUAACCAAGUUCCUACUGGACAGGGCAUUAGCCAACCGCAAGAUAGGCCACUUCCUCUUCUGGCAUCUCAGGUCAGAGAUGCAUGUCCCUGCAGUCGCCUUGAGGUUUGGCCUGAUCCUGGAAGCAUAUUGCAGAGGCAGCACCCACCACAUGAAAGUUUUAAUGAAACAGGGAGAAGCACUCAACAAGAUGAAAGCUCUGAAUGACUUUGUCAAAGUGAGUUCUCAGAAGGCCACAAAGCCUCAAACCAAGGAGAUGAUGCAUAUGUGUAUGAAGCAGGAAACUUACCUUGAAGCACUUUCCCACCUCCAGUCCCCACUGAACCCCAACAUUAUCCUUGCUGAAGUCUGCGUGGAGCAAUGCACUUUUAUGGACUCCAAGAUGAAACCUCUAUGGAUUGUGUUUAAUAAUGAAGAGACAGGUGGAGGUGGAGUGGGUAUAAUUUUUAAAAAUGGAGAUGAUCUCCGUCAGGAUAUGCUGACGCUGCAGAUGAUACAGUUGAUGGACAUCCUAUGGAAGCAGGAGGGCCUGGACCUGAGGAUGACCCCUUAUGGCUGCCUCUCCACAGGCGACAAGACUGGAUUGAUAGAAGUAGUCAUGCACUCAGAUACCAUUGCCAACAUCCAGCUGAACAAGAGCAACAUGGUGGCCACCGCUGCAUUCAACAAAGAUGCGCUGCUGAACUGGCUAAAAUCUAAGAACCCGGGAGAAGCACUAGAACAGGCUAUAGAGGAGUUCACCCUCUCCUGCGCUGGGUACUGCGUGGCAACAUACGUACUGGGCAUAGGGGACCGGCACAGUGACAACAUCAUGAUCCGUGAAACGGGCCAGCUCUUCCAUAUUGAUUUUGGUCACUUUUUGGGGAACUUCAAGACCAAAUUUGGUAUUAAUAGAGAACGAGUUCCUUUCAUCCUAACCUAUGACUUUGUGCACGUCAUCCAGCAAGGGAAAACUAACAACAAUGAGAAAUUUGAAAGAUUCAGGGGCUACUGUGAAAAGGCCUAUAUGAUUCUGCGGCGCCAUGGUCUUCUCUUCCUGCACUUGUUUGCACUGAUGAAAGCUGCGGGCCUGCCAGAACUCAGCUGCUCUAAAGACAUUCAGUAUCUAAAGGAUUCCCUAGCUCUAGCAAAAACAGAUGAGGAGGCACUGAAACACUUCAGACUCAAAUUUAAUGAAGCCCUUCGAGAGAGCUGGAAAACCAAAGUGAACUGGCUGGCACACAAUGUAUCCAAAGAUAACAGGCAGUAGAGCAACUGAGUCAGCCUGUGCACCUGCUCCAGGAGAAUGUACUAUCACUUGCACUGAGCCCAGCAACUGUAGACAGGUUUCUACAGAGUGAUGAAUGUUGCCAUGUUCAAGUUCCCUCACGUGCAUACCUAAAGAUGAGACAUUUCUGCAUGACUGAAACUGUUAGACUGUCAUCAGCUCCAUAAUCGUGUCUGGUCUAGAUCUUUGGGGACGAAGGGGGAGACAAAAGGCAAUAAAAUUUACUGCAUACAAAGAAAGGUAGGUAGAUGUACUGUAUUCUUAACAACUUGUUAAACUUCAAAUACAUCCUUUAAUGGAAGUAUUUAGGUGGCUGAAAUAUCAUUUAAAAUGGGUGACUGUAUGAAAGUGUCUGUUUUCUUGAAAAUUUAGCUGAACACUGCGAAGGUGCUAGUUGUAGCUCUUGCACAGAAGCCCUUGCUCUAGGUACGCACCCGUGCAGCUCAGUGGCAUUAACUCACCACGAGAUCUCAACUUCUGCCCUCUUUCAGUGUAAGCAAGAUUGCCCCUAAAAUAGACUUGCAUAAAAUGUUUUAUUCUGAGGUGUGACAGGGCAAAAAUGCCCAUAUUGCCACUCUGCUAGAGAGGCCAAAGUGUUUUUAAACUGAACUGGAAUUCAUCUACUGCUGUCAAAAACUGAUGCCAGCAGAACAGGUUCUGGUUGGCCCAUGGAUUAGGUAUUUUUGUUUCCUUUCCUAAACUAGGCUUUAUUUCAGCUUCAAGCAGCUCCUGGGUUCCUACCUUUAUUUUACUUCUUUUUCUUCCCUUAAUAAUAGUCUUGCAUUUUGAGCGCUCCCAGGUACACUGGCUGCUCCACCGUGCACCUCGUGCUGCGGCGCAUCAGCGCUCUCCCAGCCGGUGUGCCCGCGUGGCACUGGGCUAAGGCAGCAGCUCCAGGAGCAGCUGGAAGAGACAGUGCCCUGCUGUGGCCAGCUUGCUCCCUGCGGUAGGGCAGCAGGGCCAGAUGAAUGGGUUUAGCAUUGGAAAAUUACGGU
Molecule: messenger RNA, 4366 nt
Organism: Nothoprocta perdicaria
Lineage: Eukaryota; Metazoa; Chordata; Aves; Tinamiformes; Tinamidae
Gene: PIK3CD
Product: phosphatidylinositol-4,5-bisphosphate 3-kinase catalytic subunit delta
Exons: 24
Coding region: 213-3353 (1046 amino acids)
Biological process (GO): cell migration; phosphatidylinositol 3-kinase/protein kinase B signal transduction; phosphatidylinositol-3-phosphate biosynthetic process
Cellular component (GO): cytoplasm; phosphatidylinositol 3-kinase complex; plasma membrane
Molecular function (GO): 1-phosphatidylinositol-4-phosphate 3-kinase activity; 1-phosphatidylinositol-3-kinase activity
Source: RefSeq, a predicted model, not a curated record